CUCCGCGUACUACUGCGUCCUGCUAUUCUGGCCAAAAGAUCUUAACAGUACGAGCGCGUCUGGCUGAGCGCAGCUCGCGAUGACAAGUUUGCCUCAUUUUCCCACGGUCCCACGGAAUCGCCAUUGCAAACCAAACGCCUGAAACUCCUCUCACACAACCGACAGGCAUGCCUGCGCACUCCCGGAUCACGGACGUCAGCGGUAGCCGGCCCCAAAAGGACUCGGACGCGCCAGAUCCAGCUUACGAUGCCGAUCUCCAUUGGCUGCAUUGCGGGAGAUGUUUUUCCCAUGAACACGCUUUUCGGUGUCCAGUGGGUGGAGUGCCCCGAGCUGUCGACGACGUACCGGGCACCACGACGUACUACGUUACGAAUUGUGCUCAUAUCGUAUGCAAUAGCUGCCUCCUACAGGAAAACAGCGAGAACGUCGCGGCAUUGUCGAACGACGCACAGGCGGAGCUUCUGUGUCCAAUAUGUGGUCAGAAAACGGCUGUCGUAGAGCUGAGAACGGAGGUGCCAGAGGAAGUUGAGAGGAUCUUUAUUCCCGCGAUAGUACAUUUAGAGGACGCAGUCAAAGUUUGGCAGUUUCAAAAUGGGAACGCUGUGAAAUUGCUGCGGCACCUAAAAAUAAAAAACAUGGAAUACAGUCGAAAAUACCGAGAAGCGACGAGAGCUCUGCAGAAGGCGAAGGACGAAGUGCGGCUACAGGAUCAGGAAAUUCGGCUUCUCAAGGAGGAGCGGGAUCGGCUCAAGAGCGGAGGAGGACAGAAAACUCCCGCCACAUAUGUCAGUCCGCACAGUGGAACGCCGGGGAAGAAUAGCACCGGAAGACCUCAAAGUAGUCGAUCUGUUUGCAGUUCUCCAAGUGGACGGCCUAAUGUGCAAACGCCAAACCCACCGCAACGACUGAGCCUUCCGUCCAAUGCCCGCGACAAUACAACAAUACGACAGAACGGGAGUUCAAGGUUGAACUCAAUCCGUGGAAGUGGGAACUGGGGCUCGACGCAUGGCGGACCGGAGCCUAUGGAUAUGCAGCAAGCCCAGCCCGAUUUCAUGACGUCUCAACGGCGUAACUCCUCUAAAGCCCCACAGCAGCCGGUGUACUCAGAUCUACCAGUCCAUAAUUCAACAAACUAUGCGAGACAGCCGAUGAAUCCUAUGCAGGCUCCGCAACCAGAUCAAUGGUCGAUGAACGCGAUGCAGACCGAUGGGGCCUUCUACCCAUCGGGACCCACAUAUUCGUCGUCUUUCGUCAUGCCCGCUCCUUCGAUGGCGCCUUCACGCUCCGCGGCGACACCUUUGCAUCAUCUCGGAGCAUUCAACAACCUCUCCCCGGAUUUGGACUUCGGCAGAACAAUCCAUAUGCUCAACUCGCAAUGGGCCCACCUGUCGACGCGCAAAGGCCGAUGUCGAGUGCCGGUUUCGCAUACGGUCGUAGGCCAUUAACGCGCAAUCGGGGUUCCUUUCCUCAUGGCGGCGGGGGAUCAGUUUACUGACAUUCCUGUAGCUA
Messenger RNA from Fimicolochytrium jonesii, 1509 nucleotides. RefSeq lists its product as uncharacterized. Lineage: Eukaryota; Fungi; Chytridiomycota; Chytridiomycetes; Spizellomycetales; Powellomycetaceae. The record is from RefSeq and is a predicted model, not a curated record. Gene Ontology annotation, molecular function: SUMO transferase activity. Gene Ontology annotation, biological process: homologous chromosome pairing at meiosis; protein sumoylation; reciprocal meiotic recombination. The coding region runs from base 168 to 1445 and encodes 425 amino acids. Gene Ontology annotation, cellular component: synaptonemal complex. The transcript has 8 exons.